AUGCUGAGAAGUUUUAUCGAAGAGAUCCAACCCAACACGUUUGCAGGGUUAAAAAAUUUGAAUUUUCUUGAGAUUCGAGAAAACAACUUAAACGUGAUCAAAGAAAACACCUUUGCUCUACACGGAUCCUCUCCUUGUCAAAUAUUCAUAACCAAAGCGAACGUGAGAGAAAUUGCAACAAGAAGUUUUAAAAAUCUUGGACACAGCUCUUUCGUAUUGUUUGACCAUAACCUAAUUACGAACAUCCCAUCCAGAUCCUUUAAUGGAAGCAAGUUUAUAUCUAUUUCACUUGAGUUCAAUAGAUUGCAGCAUAUUCAUCCUGAAGCAUUUAUUGAGGUCGAGAGCUUAUGGGAAUUGUCCUUAUCUAAUAACCUAUUUACUGAGAUUCCACUAGCUGUUUAUAGUAGUAAGGUUGUCCGUAGCAUAUUUUUGAACGUUAACUCCAUCAACUUAAGCUCAGAACACAAUAGAAGCGUUAUUGCUUACACGACCAAGGCAAUGUUUAUAGUAAAGAAUAAUAUUCGAUCAAUUUCAAGGCAUCAUUUCUCUGGGUUGGAAACUCUGGAAGCGUUAUAUCUUCAUCUGAAUAAUAUAUCCUAUAUAGAAGAUGGAUCUUUUAGCGGAACCAGUCUCAAGUAUCUCAUUCUUUACGGAAAUAGUCUGAAGAAAAUCACAAGUGAGAUGUUUAACGUAAAUGGUCGAACACUUAGAUAUCUUUACCUAUUCAACAAUCUCAUUGAAGUAGUAGAGUAUGAAGCGUAUUCUCAUCUAGCACCAAAUUCAACUGUAUAUCUAGAAUGUGGAGCUCUCGAAUAUAUCCCACCAAAAAUAUCAGAAAAUAUAACUGCGAGGUGCGUUAGUAAUAAGACAACAAUGACACUUGUAUCUUAUUACGUGGAACUUCAUACGGUUUGGUAUGGAAUGAGGUGCGAUGGCCGUGUUUGCACGCUCUGUGCUCAAGGUUAUUACGGACUGUUGACAAAGGAAGGCUGUUACCCUUGCCCACCAGGUGGUUAUUAUCAAGACAGGCUUGGAUAUGUUGAAAAUGGUAACUACAAAUCCGACUGUAAACAAUGCCCAAUCGGGACAUUUUCUCCUCGUUAUGGAUCUGCCUCUAUUUUUGACUGCCGGUCAUGUCCACCUGGAACCAAUACAGAUGCAAAUGCCGCUCUUGAUGCAUGUCCAUGCUUAGAGAACUUCCACCGAACUUACCGUUACGGUGCAUGUGAACCGUGUAUAAGCGGCGCCGAUUGCACAGGUGGCUUCCAGAAACUGAAAGCCGGCUACUGGUGGUCGUGGAAUUUCACUGGUUAUGUUGGUCCAGAUGACCUCGGUAGUUUAAACGAGUACAAACAGUUUGUUGAAAACAUUAGUAAUUCGUUUUUCGAACCUUCUAACCCUGAAAGUUUAAAAGAUACCGUAUAUACAGGAUCAAUUCCUGCAGUUCACAUGUGUCCACGAAGUGAGAGUUGCCAAGGUGGAGAUAUUGAAGCAAAUUGCUCAGAAGGUUAUACAGCUUGGUUUUGUGCAGAGUGCAGCCCGAAAUAUUAUAAAUUAUUCAACGAUUGCCACAAAUGUCAAGAUAUUAAGAUUAUAAUUAUUGUGAUAACUUUUUUGUAUGGGUAUGUUGAAAAUGGUAACUACAAAUCCGACUGUAAACAAUGCCCAAUCGGGACAUUUUCUCCUCGUUAUGGAUCUGCCUCUAUUUUUGACUGCCGGUCAUGUCCACCUGGAACCAAUACAGAUGCAAAUGCCGCUCUUGAUGCAUGUCCAUGCUUAGAGAACUUCCACCGAACUUACCGUUACGGUGCAUGUGAACCGUGUAUAAGCGGCGCCGAUUGCACAGGUGGCUUCCAGAAACUGAAAGCCGGCUACUGGUGGUCGUGGAAUUUCACUGGUUAUGUUGGUCCAGAUGACCUCGGUAGUUUAAACGAGUACAAACAGUUUGUUGAAAACAUUAGUAAUUCGUUUUUCGAACCUUCUAACCCUGAAAGUUUAAAAGAUACCGUAUAUACAGGAUCAAUUCCUGCAGUUCACAUGUGUCCACGAAGUGAGAGUUGCCAAGGUGGAGAUAUUGAAGCAAAUUGCUCAGAAGGUUAUACAGCUUGGUUUUGUGCAGAGUGCAGCCCGAAAUAUUAUAAAUUAUUCAACGAUUGCCACAAAUGUCAAGAUAUUAAGAUUAUAAUUAUUGUGAUGAUUUUCUUAAUCUUGACAUUUGUAUGUGUUACCUACGGGCUGUGGAGAUUAGAUAAACGAAUAAGAGGUGGCAUAACACGCGAUGACAAAUUCGUGAACCAUUUGAAGAUCGCCGUAAAUUUCUAUCAAGUUCUGGGCAUACUAUCUGAAGUUAAUGAAAUCCAUUGGCCAGAUUCGUUUCAACCUGUUGGGCAAAGUCUCCAGUACCUCGAUAUUGUACGAUAUGUCAAUAUUCUCAGCCCAACAUGCAUAUUUCCAGGAGUUUGGAAUGCUUACACGUUUUUGUACAUUGCCAUCGCAACACCUUUUAUUAUUGUUGUGUCUGCAUCAUUCAUCUUUUUGCUCUGUUAUAUUUAUAAGAGGUACAAACAAGCUCACUUAAGUCAUCAUUUAACAGACAACUUCAUUUUGAUUACAAUGGUGUUGCUGUAUUUGACUUACGCAAAUGCUUGCUCGAAAAUCAUGGCGGUUGGGCCAUGGUCUGUUCGUACGUUUAAUGUCACAGCAGACGGUAAAUAUUCAAAACGAGUGUUAACUUCAGACUACUCUAUCGACAUUGAUGAAGAAAGUGGUUUAAAGUACGAAACCAACAAGAACAUCGUUUAUGCUUCAUUUGUGUAUGUUAUUGGUUUUCCAAUUGUUCUAAUUCUGGUAAUAUAUUACAGAUAUAAACGUCAUGAGGCCGUACGUUGCGAAGAACAACGUGGAACUACGGGUAUAAAGUUUUUCUGCAAGCAAUAUAGGCCAAAAUGUUGGUUCUGGGAGAUAAUUGAUAUGUAUAACAAAGCUAUACUCGCCCUGAUCGUCAACUUCAAAGACGAUCAAGCCUCUAACAUGUCAUAUUCUCUUUUCUUGACGGUCAUUCUCAUUGCAUUACAUUUGUAUCUUGAACCAGUGAAGGCUAAAUCAGAUCAGCGGUUUCAGUUGUUGACACUCGUGUUCAUUGUCGUUAACUUAUCUGUUGGCGCAAUUGUUGAUAUAGAGUCCGAGUACACAGUAGAUGAAACGAUACUUUUCCUCCAUGGUAGUAUUCCCUUUAUCCUUCUGUUGCUCAACCUCUCAAUUCUGUUUGCUGUAUUUUUUGAUCUACUUAUUAAAGUAAAAGAGGUUUUGUGGUGGGAAUCGCAUGAUUCACAUGAACUCAGAAAUGAUGCCGGUGACGUCGAUGACAACGGUGAUGGAGAGAAUGAACUUUCUGCAAUACUGCAACCGGAUUUCGAAAGUUUGUCAGUCUACAAUCCCACGAUUCACAACUAGUAGUAAUAUCAUUGCUUUGUCGAGUUUGUAAACAUCGUUGGUGAUAAAUUAAUGAAUAAAAAAUACAAAAAUGUUUAACACGUAUCAUAUUUGUUACAUGACUAAAUCGGUAUAAAAUUUCUACAUAAAGAUAUAAAACAAAUAAUCAUCCUCAGUGGUACAGUAAAGUACAAAUGCUUUUUGCUAAUAUUUAUUUUAAGCUUGAAAAAUUCCACCUGCUAUGUUUUGCUUCAAACCUAAUAUUAUAAGGAAUCAAAAUAAUAUAUAAUUUUUGACUAUUACAGAGGCAUCGAAUAAAUUCACAAAAGACUUGCUCGUAUUAAGAAACACACAAUUGAAUUAUAAGCUCAAUGUGUACAAAAAGCUCACAAUACAAUAUUAUAGCAGAUUACCAUUGUGUUUAUAUGUUUUAUAUUGGAAAAGGUUAAUUCAAUUUAUAUUUUGUUUAUGUUUUGUUUGCAUUUUUACUUUCAUAUUUGUUUUGGAUAUUUUGGUUUACAUGGUUGAGCACAUAGAUAUGUUUAGGCCUAUUACACCAACCUAUUGCCUACGUGGAAUAUCUGUUCGCCAUGUUCUGCACAUAACUCUUCAGCGUCAGGAAAUAAAAAUAUAAAUUAGAAUACAAAAUAGGCCUAUAGAAAAUAACAUUUAAUAAGGUUGGUCCUAAAAAUCAAGAUUUAAAACACCUCAUCUUCUUACAAGAAGGUUUAUUUUAGAAUGCUGUCGAACUUUGUUUUGUCUGUUUCCUACGCGAUGUGUUAGUUGUUUGGUAUUGAGCUACCUAAUUAGCAUAUUCUUGCUCCAUUUUAAUUGCUAGACACAUCAGAGAAAACGAUUCAUGUUUUUUGAAAAGUACAGGUAUAAUUUUAAAAAUGAAGAAUUGUUUAUGAAUAUGUUUUCAUAAAUUUAUAAAGUAAAAUUCAAUACAAUACGGUAAGUUUAGGCCUACAUAUUUCCUAUAGAAUAUGUCAGCACGUUUUUUAAAACUUAUACCGUAUAGAAUUUGUAUAGAAUUUUAAUAUAAAAUCCCGAAUUAUGAUGUAAAAAAUAAUGAAUUUUCAUAGAAAUAGGAUUCUAUAGAAAUUGUAUAUUAUACAUUCUAUACAUUUAUCUGUAUAAUUUCUAUCGACUUUUAAAACAAUUUUAUUGAAAAUCUGUCAAAAUUAGGCCUACAUAAAAAUUAGGCCUAUAUCAGAAUUAAACAAGAAUUCCAUAGGAUUUUUCGAAAGGGAAAAACUCUAUAAAAACUAUAUACAUUUUUUCUAAGUAAUUCUCUAUAGAAUUAUAUUUCUAUAAAACUUGGAGAAUGGAUUGGCUUCAUAUAGAGAAAAACAUUUUGGAUCAAUUUUCUAUAGAAUUAUAUUUCUUUAGAACUAUCUCUAUAGAGAAUGAAUAGGUUUUAUAUAGAAAAAUAAUUCUGAUUAAUUUUCUAUAGAGUACUAGCAGUGUUACGUCACGAUAUCAAUUGAUACUACUCUGUUGCUAGCGGUGACACAAAGUAAGUUCAACCGGACGCCACUUUCUUCAUUGACAAUACAUUGUAGGCCUAACGUAAUAUAAUACCUAAACGUUGUAUCUUAGUUUUUCUUUGUAAAUUUUAAUUGAUGAUUAAAUGUGUGUUCGAUAACUAA
This is a messenger RNA of Anneissia japonica, 5084 nucleotides long. RefSeq lists its product as uncharacterized. The transcript has 15 exons. Bases 1 to 3453 code for a protein of 1150 amino acids. Gene Ontology annotation, molecular function: protein binding. Gene Ontology annotation, cellular component: extracellular matrix. The record is from RefSeq and is a predicted model, not a curated record. Lineage: Eukaryota; Metazoa; Echinodermata; Crinoidea; Comatulida; Comatulidae.